AUGGCCUCCGCCGUGCGCGGAUCCGGCGCCGUGCGGGCCUCCGCCAAGACAGAGAGGAGGAGGAGGGAGGGAGGGCACGGAGGUGGGCGGCGCGCCAUGGCCUUCACCCCGGGAGCUCCCCGCCCACGUCCGCCGGCACAGGCCAGCUCGAGCUCCCCGCCCACACCGGCCCCGCGGCGGGAUGGGGAGCAGGGAUCGGCGGCGCAGCAACAAUCGCCCUCGACCGGCGGCGCGCAGAUCCGAGCCCGAGCUCUACCGCGGAGCUCGACCGGCGGCGAGCAGAUCCGAGCCCGAGCUCCGGCGGGUCAAGGCGGCCCGUCCGGCGGCAGCGGGAGAUCCUUCCCCAUCUCUUCCCCUGCUCCGGCGGAUCCGAGCCCGAGCUCCGACGGGAGUCCACCACCAGGCAUGCCGACGCUCCACCGCGGCGUACCAGAGAAGGAGGAGGCGGCGGAGAACUAG
Messenger RNA from Panicum virgatum (switchgrass), 459 nucleotides. Its product is annotated as proline-rich protein HaeIII subfamily 1-like. The transcript has a single exon. The record is from RefSeq and is a predicted model, not a curated record. Bases 1 to 459 code for a protein of 152 amino acids. Lineage: Eukaryota; Viridiplantae; Streptophyta; Magnoliopsida; Poales; Poaceae.